AUGUCCGCAGAAACAAUCACAACUAUCUCCCCCUCCACCAACCGCCCGAUUCUCACCCGUACCGGCAUCUCCACCGAUGAAAUCAAGCGCAUCCCCGACCUCGCGCAGGAGGCAUUCCGCUCCUUCUCGCAGUCCACGACCCUCGCGCAGCGACAGCAGAUCGUCGACCGGGCACUAUCCAUCCUCGAGAAGAGGAAGGAUGAGCUUGCGCACCAGUUGACGGAGCAGAUGGGGCGGCCGAUUUCGUACACGGGUGUUGAGAUCUCGACGGCUGUGAAGCGCAGUCAGUACUUGAAUCGGAUUGCGCCGUCGGUGCUGGGUGAGGAGGGGGUUGUGCCUGGGGAGGAGGAGAAGGGGUUCAAGAGGUUUAUUAAGCGGAAGCCGGUGGGGGUUGUGCUGAUUAUAUUUGCGUGGAAUUAUCCCUACCUGGUUCUGGUUAACAGCUUGAUUCCGGCGAUUCUGGCGGGCAAUGCUGUUAUUUUGAAGCCGUCGCCUCAGACGCCCACGGUCGUGGAGGAGGUUGCUGCUGCGUUCGCUGAGGCUGGUCUUCCAGAGAAUGUGCUCCAGUAUUUCCACUGCGGGGCGCCGGAGGUGCUUGAGAAGCUUGUUCGGUCGCCUCAGGUUAACCAUAUCUGCUUCACUGGGUCUGUGGCUGGUGGGUUGGCUGUUCAGAAGGCCGCGUCGGAUCGCAUUGUCAGUGUUGGGCUCGAGCUGGGUGGCAAGGAUCCGGCUUAUGUGCGGGACGAUGUGGAUGUGGCGUGGGCGGCGGAGGAGAUUGUUGAUGGGGCAAUCUUCAACAGUGGUCAGAGCUGCUGCGCGAUUGAGCGGGUGUACGUCCACAAGAACAUCUACGAGACGUUCGUCGCCGAAGUGAAGAAGGUGUUGAGCAAGUAUUGUGUUGGGGAUCCGUCGGAGAAGACUACGCAGAUUGGGCCCGUCAUCUCGAAGCGCGCGAAGGAGACGAUUUUGGCGCAUAUCGCUGAGGCGGUCGAGAAGGGCGCUCGGGACGAGACCCCUGCCAACGAGACGUUCGACAAUCUUCCUGCCGAUGGUAAUUACGUCAAGCCCACAUUGCUGACGGGCGUCAAUCACAAUAUGCGUGUCAUGACGGAGGAGACUUUUGGCCCUGUGCUUCCCGUGAUGAAGGUCGAGAGCGACGAGGAGGCAGUCAAGCUCAUGAACGACAGCGAGUUCGGACUCACUGCAAGCAUCUGGACGAAGGAUGUCCCUAGGGCUGAGGAUCUCAUUGAGCAAGUCGAGGCGGGAACAGUCUUCAUCAACAGAUCUGACUACCCUAGUCCGGAUCUUGCAUGGACCGGUUGGAAGAACUCAGGUCGUGGUGUCACGCUGAGCAGGUUCGGGUUCGAGCAAUUCGUCAAGCUCAAGAGCUAUCAUGUCAAGGAUUAUCCGAAAUAG
This is a messenger RNA of Aspergillus fischeri NRRL 181, 1416 nucleotides long. RefSeq names its product aldehyde dehydrogenase family protein. Gene Ontology annotation, molecular function: aldehyde dehydrogenase (NAD+) activity. The record is from RefSeq and is a predicted model, not a curated record. Gene Ontology annotation, biological process: aldehyde metabolic process. The coding region runs from base 1 to 1416 and encodes 471 amino acids. Lineage: Eukaryota; Fungi; Ascomycota; Eurotiomycetes; Eurotiales; Aspergillaceae. The transcript is spliced from 3 exons.